GUUGGGGAUCUCUUUGACCAUCACGCUAUUAGUCUUUUACUCUUGAACGUAUUUACUUCGUUAUUAUUCUGUCACCAUGUCUUCCGAACCCCUUGAACCUGGAUUAUAUCAUAUCAAAUCUCAACAGAGUGAUGAUUACCUCACCGCGUUGUUUCCGGGGAAUGGCAGGAUUGUAGCACAGCCCGAGAAGGGCGAGCCUUUUGCAAUUAACCCUGAAGGCCCAAAUUUCGUUAUUUACUUUAGAGGAAUUCCAGUUGGUGUCGUGGGUGACCAUUUAAUUGCUCAACCAAAUGUACCCCAGGUGGUUUGGAAAGUGACAAAGGCUGAAGCCCAGGGCGCUUGGGUUUUUGAAAGGGAUGACGAACCGAGAGGCUGGUGGUUCGAUCCUGAGCAAGAGGACAAUUUAACUAUUCGACCCCUUAUCGCCAUUCCCAGCUACCCACCGCAGUACCCCCCUCCAGAGCUCUUUGUUCUUGAAAUGGCGUAAGCAACAAGCGAUUCAAAGGCCAUGUCUAAGGGAUGGGAGAUCGACGGAUGCAGAGCAUUAGUCUCUUAGCGAGCUUUCAAUAUAUAGCACAAUUGAAAUAUGACAUAUAU
Aspergillus caelatus is the source of this 597-nucleotide messenger RNA. RefSeq lists its product as uncharacterized. Gene Ontology annotation, molecular function: serine-type endopeptidase inhibitor activity. Bases 77 to 487 code for a protein of 136 amino acids. Lineage: Eukaryota; Fungi; Ascomycota; Eurotiomycetes; Eurotiales; Aspergillaceae. The transcript is spliced from 4 exons. The record is from RefSeq and is a predicted model, not a curated record.